Corythoichthys intestinalis (scribbled pipefish) is the source of this 2432-nucleotide messenger RNA. Its product is annotated as somatostatin receptor type 5-like. Gene Ontology annotation, biological process: cellular response to glucocorticoid stimulus; neuropeptide signaling pathway; regulation of insulin secretion. The record is from RefSeq and is a predicted model, not a curated record. Lineage: Eukaryota; Metazoa; Chordata; Actinopteri; Syngnathiformes; Syngnathidae. The transcript has 4 exons. Gene Ontology annotation, cellular component: neuron projection; plasma membrane. The coding region runs from base 275 to 1423 and encodes 382 amino acids. Gene Ontology annotation, molecular function: somatostatin receptor activity; neuropeptide binding.
GGGAGCGAAGCUUCCAACCCAACCAGCAGACGUCAAAGUUGACAAAGUUCCAAAGAUGGCAGAAGGAGCGUGCUGAUGUCUAGAAGGAUGGCGAUUCAGAGCGAAGAGGAAACCGAACAGGAAAGUUCUUCUCUCUGACCUUCAAAAAUAUAAGACUGCUUUGAUGCUGCGAGAUCACAGCAUCACUUCAGAAGAUGUUGGCGCAAAGAAGAUGAGGUGCACAGAAAGAGACAGCCGUCAUCAACUAUAAUCCAUUGGAUCAACCUGCCUGAAGAUGGCAGAAUACAAUAUCACGUCAGUGGACACUUCAAUCCCUCAGUCCCAUAUGACGGGCCACAACGUAAACAUGUCCAACGGGACCGAGCAACCGUCCUUCCGUAUGGUCACAGCGGUCGUCUACAGCAUUGUCUUCAUCGUGGGUCUCCUGGGCAAUUCGCUGGCCAUUUUUGUGUUGAUCCGCUACGCCAAGAUGAAGACCGUGACCAACAUAUACAUCCUCCAUUUAGCCGUGGCGGAUGAACUUUACAUCUUAGGAAUCCCCUUCCUGGCCACCAACAGUGUUCUUGACUAUUGGCCCUAUGGCGAUUUCUUCUGCAAGGCGUGCAUGACCGCUGACGCCAUGAGCCAGUUCAUGUCAACCUUUUGCCUGACGGUGAUGAGCAUCGAUCGCUAUCUUGCGGUGGUUCAUCCCAUAAGCAGCGUCAAGUGGAGGAGGCCACAGGUGGCCAUGAUCCUCAGUGCCAUGCUGUGGCUCGUGUCUUUUCUGGUCGUGCUGCCAGUCACCAUCUACUCACACGUGCAGGAAGGCUUCAACACCUGCAACAUCACGUGGCCUGAGAUGCAGCCCUGGUGGUCUGUUGUCUUUAUCCUCUACACAUCCAUCCUAGGCUUCUUCGGACCGCUGUUUGUCAUCAGUAUCUGCUAUUUGCUCAUUGUCAUCAAGGUGAGGUCAGCAGGCGUGCGUGCAGGUGUGACCAGGCGGCGUAGGUCGGAGCGUAAAGUGACCCGUAUGGUGGUGAUCAUUGUUUUAGUCUUUGUACUUUGUUGGAUGCCCUUCUUCACUACCAACAUUGUAAAUCUGAUAUACACCAUCCCUGAGGACGAUGCCAUAGCUUCAGUCUACUUCUUCUUAGUCACUCUCACUUAUGUGAAUUCCUGCGCCAACCCAAUUCUCUACGGUGUUCUCUCAGAUAAAUUCAGACAGAGCUUCCAAAGAGUGCUCUGUUUCCACAAACCAAAAGGGGUUGCCAAUGUAGAACAGAGGGAUGCUAGACUCGCUACACCCCAGGAAGCAAAAAUGGGCAACCAUGAGCCCCUUUUCCCAUCCAGGAAUCCUAACCACAAUGGAUACGCACAGAACAUACAGUGCAUCCAAAUGGAGGGUGUUCGAAAACUGGAUGAACCUUUACCUACUUCCCUUUAACUAGGCAUCAACAUUGUCCAGCCAUAUGGAAGUGCCACCAUUUACUUGUAGAAGUAAGACUGACUGGUGUUUUCAACAGAAUGUUCAUUUUUGUAACGCUAGGACUCAACUGUUAUUUAUUUUUGAAUUUGAAGAGGCUGCAUGGAUUAAAUUCAGUUAUUGGGAAAAUCCCUGCCAAACACAAAACUCUUGUCAUUUAAAAAAAAAAAAAAAAAAUGUGAUUAAUCUUCAAAGAGCCACCUUGCAUAUUUUCUUUUUUUAAUGUAAUAAUACUUAACUGUAUUUGCUGUUGGAGUCAAUUGAUGAAAUUAUUCCAUGACUAAGAGCAGUAUCUUUGCAUGAUGUUCAUUUGUCAUAGUUUUACAUGUUUCAGGGACAUAGAAGAUGUGUUUGCUUUUUUUUCUUCCCAAAAAUGAAACCGCUCGACACAUUUCAAGCAUUAAAAAAGUUUUUUUUUUUUUUUUUUUUUCUGCAGACGACAUAGGAUACACUCAAAACAUUCCCAUACUUCUUGUUCCUUUCUCCAGAGUUAAUUUGAUGGCACACAAAGAUUGCCAGUAAUUAUGUCUUCCAGUCGCACUUUGAUCUAAAAAUAAGCAAAUUGUCUUUAUGACAGACACUAGGUUUCACUUUUGAGCUGAAUAUUUUUGUUUUCAUUACAGAAAAUAAUUUUAUCUCCUUGACAUUUUGGUCAAUAGGUCUGACAUUUCACCGAGUUAUCAUGUUUCACUGCCAUGGACGGCGACAGAUGUCCAAUCCACUUUGACUAGGCCGCUGCCAACCCUUCCAGUCAAAAUGGGCAGGACGCCUGUUGCUGCAUACACACUGCAAAUGUGUAAAAGCCAGAGGUUUUCCAACAACUUUUAUAUUUAUUAAACGAACAGCAUGUAAACUAUCCUUUUGAUCCAAUCUGACAUGACAGAAUUCAUGUGUGAGAAUGUUGUCCCAUGAUAAUUAUUAUCAAAGUCAAAAUAUGAUUAAAGAGGCAUUGUUUGGCCCGAAACCGUGA